AGCGCUGCAUUAGGCUAGUGUAGACAGCCUCCACUUUUCUAGAGAGAGAGAGAGAGAGAGAUAGAGAAAAAAGGGGGAGGGAGAGAGUGAAAGAAAGGAAGGAAGAGAUUAGCAAAAGGUGUGAGCUUUAAAUUCACUGAAAACAGAGAGUGAGAGUGAGUGAAAAAAAGCCAAAAGGCGUCAUAGCGAGGCAACAGGAGUUUGAUAGAAGUCAUAGGCAAGUCCGUUCGCUUUUUUUUCAUCUUUUUUUUUUCUCUCCUUCGCUUGUCAUUUCUGGAGAUUUUAGGCCGGUGUGAAGACCUGGAGCGUUUGCAUGCACAGAUAGAGAGAUAGAUAGAUAGUCAAGACAAAAAAAAAAGACGAAGAUAGAGAGUGAGCGCAAAAGAGAGGGAGCGUGUUUGUUCGAGAUAGGAGAGAGAGAGAGAGCGGGUAAAAGAAUCUCUCUUUUCUGCACAUGGCUGAGUAAGAACCAGAUCUGUCAUUCACGCUGGCGCAGGGCCCUCUCAUCUCGCCGUAUCUUUAGUCGCUCUCACAGCUCCAUCAUGUAUGCAGAUGACAUUCUAGGCAAGAGGAGAGCCUACUCCCCCAACAGCAGCAGCGAGUGCCCAUCUGACAGCAAGAAGUCCCGCAGCGUGUCACCUAAAGAAAACUCUCACACGCCUGCGCUGGAGCCGGGCAGUCACAUGACCCCCGAGGAGCACUACAGGCGCAUGAUGUCAGCGCUGAACGAGCAUGGCUCUUAUGAGGAGCAGCAGCAGCGCCUCUACCAGCUGGCCAACAACAUGGGCAUCCCAAGCCAUGAGCUGCUACAUGUACGUCAGGAAGCCAUGGUUGCUGUUAGAAAUCCAGGAGGAAUGGAAGCCCACGUCCCCUCUGCAGGCAGCUCCUCCAGCCAGCGGCGCAAACAGGGCCUGCCCCAGCACAGAGACGCACACUUCCCUGAGCGAGAUAUAUCGCACCCUCCACCAUUGCUGUCCCCACAGAAUGCUCCUCAUAUUGCUCUGGGGCCUCACCUGCGUCCCCCGUUCCUGGGCAUGCCUUCUGCCCUCUGCCAAGCCCCAGGUUAUGGUUUUUUGCAGCCUGCUCAGGCGGAGAUGUUCGCCCGUCAACAGGAGAUUCUUCGUAAACAGAACCUUGCAAGGUUGGAAAUGUCUGCUGAGUUGUUGAGACAGAAGGAGUUAGAGAACCUCCACAGGCAGCGACUGCUGGCGGACCCAUUGGGCCUGCAUCCCGGGCUCCCUGCAGAACACCCUGCCUUACGCAGCCUGCAAGAAAUCCCAGAAGGCCACCCGCUCCGAGAGGAGCUCAAUCGCCGCAAUGCCAUGCUGGUUUUGCGGCACAACAACACCCCAUUACUCUCCCUCAACCACCAGGGGGCAGCAGCAGGCACUUCCUCUAAAGACCUUAGCAACAGGAAGAGCUUGAGGAAAGGAGGACCACUCCAAGGGGACCAACAGGGGGGUUCAUCUGAAACAAAAGAGAUGCUCAGAGAGGGCUGCGUGCGAGAUGUAGAAACAGAGGGAAUGGAUGAAGACAUGAAAGACUCUGAGAAUGAUGCAGAGGUUGGGGAAGACAGGCCGGAAAGGCUUUCCAAAGGGGACGGACAUGGUCUCAGUUCAGAGGUGUGCCAAGGAAAGGACGUAACCAAGACUAGUGAAGCAAUAAAAGAGCUAGGGGAAGGGUCAGGAAGGCUCAGUGUACCUUGUAGCUCCACAGGCCAAGAGUCACCAACUCACCACCUUUUCACAUCAGGACUUGGCAAGAAUGAGGCUAAAUACCUGCCACCAGGAAUCCCACCCUUACCCACUUUGCCUGGACAAAUGCUGCCCUUCACUUUUCCGUACUCCAGUCCUUACUUUCACACUGGCGCCAUGGGAGGUCUUUUCGUGGACGGAGAAGAGGCAGGAGCAGCCGAGGACAUCAGCAAGUGGAGUGUGGAGGAGGUGUGCAGCUUCAUCAGCAGCCUAGCAGGCUGUGGGGAGUACACACAGGUCUUCAGAGAGCAGGCCAUUGAUGGUGAGACUCUGCCACUGCUGACAGAAGACCACUUGCUUAACAACAUGGGAUUAAAACUGGGGCCUGCCCUCAAGAUCCGUUCUCAGGUGGCGCGACGUAUUGGCAGAAUAUUCUACAUGACCAGCUUCCCGCUGGCCCUCCCGCUGCCACCAUCUGCUCUGCGCCCUACAGACAGAGACCCCCUGCCCACUGAGACCCGCCCUCCUUCUACCAGCAGCACUUCCUCCCCAUUCAGUGUGCCCCCUCCCGCCUGCCGCACCUCCCCUAAACAGGAGAACGGAAACCCCUCCUCAGCGGGAGCCUACGACUCCACUAAACCUCCCUCGUAGAAUUGGCCAUUAAAACUUUUGACUGCUUCUCCAUAUGGCAGAGGCAGCGCUUCAGGAAGGAGGUAAAGAUGGAGAGAGGGCAUGAAGGGGGCCCUCUUUGAACUAUUCUUUCCUUCCUCUUACCCCCACUACCCUCCUCCCGAAAUAAAAAGCAAACUUGAGGACCUUCAUGCAGAGGCACUUAAUCUUUUUUAGGAAAAGUGUGGAGAAAUGUGCAGAAAGACGAGAGACACUGAUGAAACGACUCUGGCUUAAACAGCUCCACCCUGUGCAGUGGUUGCGAGGAUGCCAAAAUCCAAAGAUGUGCAAAUAGGGACUCGGGGUUGAGACAGGAAGCGUUAAGAGUGUGUGAGAGAUGAACGUGAGCCGACAGCUGCUCCUAAACAGCAUGCUUGAAGGAAGAGAGUCAUAUUCAGUGAGGACACAAGGUACACAUACAAGAUUCUCUUGUGUCAGACAUUGCAGGAAAGCACCAUUCGCUGAGAUAUACUCUCGUGGUACCCAACAUUCUCGGGGAACGGUGAACUUUGAGAGAGACUGUCUUUUCUGCUUUCAUGCCACCACCUUCGCCAACUUCCAGCGGUUCCAGUUGGUUUAGCUUUGAAAGACUAAAUCCUCCAAAGAGGAAUACAUACAAUCUUGACUAGUGCAACUAUGCAUUCCACAGUCCAAAACCAAAGAUGGAUGGAUGUGGAAUAUUCAAACGAGAUCUAGCAUUGAUCUCACCAGUGACGAAACAAGGUACAUAUACAGGGCCAUACUGAAGGAAGUGGGAUGGGGAAAAGGAGACAUUUAAAGCACUUAGACUUCCUGCGACCAAAAGCCAUCAGCCAAAGCAAUGGCCCUAUCUCUCACCCAACAAACAUCUGGGCCCGUUUUAGUUUUACAACCCCAGAAAAAAAGAGCAUUAGGGUAGAACGUACAUCCCUCUCAAUGCCAGUCUGUAGAUGGAUUAAUGCCACUGUGAGGUCACAUUUACUGCUGUGGGAAAGACAUAUUAUCCUGAAUUGUACAGAAACAUGCUCAAGAUAAGAAUAUACUGAAGAUGAAAUAAGUGGUACGUUUUGUUAAAUGUAGUUGCACGAGUUAAAAAUCUUUAUUACUGAACAAAAUGUGACUGACUGGCUUGGUGGUACUUUUUGUUCCUAUUUUUUUGCUGUGUAUUCCACUUGUAAUAAUCAUGAGCCCCAAACUUAAAUGCCACUUCAGCAUAUAAAUGAGAAAAAAUAUUUAUAGGAAUUUGUUUGCUGUAGUUAGAGCUACAAAAUAUUCAAUUGUCCUCAAAUUGAUCCCAAAGAACGAUACUUUUCUCUUUGUUGCAGGGAAAUGGAAGGCACAAAGCUCUUUAUGCAAAUUUUUGAAAUGGUUUUUCCUUUUAAACAUGUAAGCAAUUAAUUAAAAUUGUCUCUAGAUUUCCCAUCAAUGUUUUGUCUUCAUCCUAUUUUUCUAUUCUCCGCUGGGUGAAAUAAAUCCUAUUGAAAACUUA
Messenger RNA from Danio rerio (zebrafish), 3831 nucleotides. NCBI's taxonomy places the organism in Eukaryota, Metazoa, Chordata, Actinopteri, Cypriniformes, Danionidae. The record is from RefSeq and is a predicted model, not a curated record.